Messenger RNA from Wickerhamiella sorbophila, 438 nucleotides. RefSeq lists its product as hypothetical. Bases 1 to 438 code for a protein of 145 amino acids. The transcript has a single exon. NCBI's taxonomy places the organism in Eukaryota, Fungi, Ascomycota, Dipodascomycetes, Dipodascales, Trichomonascaceae. The record is from RefSeq and is a predicted model, not a curated record.
AUGGCAAUUAAAGCACCACCAGCAAACGAUGAUUAUAGCUCCAGUGAUGAGGCUCCAGAAGAGGAAUCGUUUUCAACUUCUACUGCUAACGUUUUGAAAAAAGUUCAAGCGCAAGUGGACGCUUUGAAAGAGAGUAGUAAGGCUCUGAAAGAAAAACGUAGGGCUCGGGAUACCCAGUUCAAAAGUCAGAAACGAAAGCUCUUGAGUGAAGAGUUGGAAGAUCUGGAGGCUCUUUCUGAUGCGGACCAAGAACUGGUUCAGGAACACCGCCCUCGGGUUAUUGUUCAGGCCGGAAAGCAUAAAAAGCUGGAUGAAGAAAAAGACGGGUUCAAGAUCAAGGUAGUCAAAAAGACCUCGAAAAAGCUCCCGCCUAAAUCCAGCAGCUUGUUGUCUCGCAAAGAACGGUUCUUAUUCCGUUCUUCAGUGCCUCGCAAGUGA